Molecule: messenger RNA, 7381 nt
Organism: Mugil cephalus (flathead mullet)
Lineage: Eukaryota; Metazoa; Chordata; Actinopteri; Mugiliformes; Mugilidae
Gene: epha4b
Product: eph receptor A4b
Exons: 19
Coding region: 84-3041 (985 amino acids)
Biological process (GO): axon guidance; protein phosphorylation; cell surface receptor protein tyrosine kinase signaling pathway
Cellular component (GO): neuron projection; plasma membrane
Molecular function (GO): ATP binding; transmembrane-ephrin receptor activity; protein binding
Source: RefSeq, a predicted model, not a curated record
CUCCCUCUCCUCAAUCGCAAGGCUGCGCUCACCGACUCGACACCGCCGACAGGGAUGCAGCGAGGGCGCAGCGCAGCCUGAAAAUGGCACCACCACCACGCGUCCUGUGGAUCUAUCCAUCCCUUAUCCUCCUGUCCGCCCUGCUUCUUUUUCACGCGUUACCGCCGUGCCGAGCCUUACGGAAUUACCCGGAGAAUGAAGUCACGUUGCUGGACUCCAUGUCCGCCUUGGCCGACCUGGGCUGGGAGGCUUACCCGAAUGACGGGUGGGAGGAGAUCAGUGUGAUGGAUGAGCGGAACACGCCGAUGAGGACCUACCAGGUGUGCAACGUCAUGGAGGCCAACCAAAACAACUGGCUGAGGACGCGCCACAUCAGCCGGGAAGGAGCGCAGCGCGUCUACAUCGAGAUCAAGUUCACCCUGAGAGACUGCAACAGCCUGCCCGGGGUCCCCGGUACCUGCAAAGAGACAUUCAACAUGUACUACUACGAGUCCAACAAUGCCAACGUGUGGUUCAUCAAGGAAAGCCAGUACGUCAAGAUCGACACUAUCGCCGCAGACGAGAGCUUCACACAGGUCGACGUCGGCGACCGCGUCAUGAAGCUGAACACGGAGGUGAGGGACAUCAGCAACCUGAGCAAAAAGGGCUUCUACCUGGCCUUCCAGGACCUGGGGGCCUGCAUCGCUCUGGUCUCGGUCAGGGUCUUCUACAAGAAGUGCCCGCUCACUGUGCUCAACUUGGCCCAGUUCCCCGACACGAUAACGGGCGGGGACACGGCGCUGGUUGAGGUCCACGGCGCGUGCGUGAAUGCCUCUGUGGAGUUCGAGGCGCCCAAGAUGUACUGCAGCGCGGACGGAGGCUGGCUGGUUCCCAUCGGGAGGUGUGUGUGCAAACCGGGCUUCGAGGAGAACAAGGACAUCUGCCAACCAUGCAGACCGGGAACAUACAAAGCCUUGGCCACAGAUGCGUACUGCACCAAAUGUCCUCCUCACAGCUCAUCGCCGCAGGAACAAGCCGUCGAGUGCAUUUGCGAGAAAGGUUUCCACCGCGCUGAGACCGACCCACGCUCUAUGGCCUGCACACGUCCUCCAUCUGCUCCAGAGAAUGCCAUCUCAACGGUGAACGAGACCUGCGUCACCUUGGAGUGGUCUCCGCCCAGAGACUCGGGAGGCAGAGGAGACAUCACCUACAGCCUCCACUGCAGGAAGUGCUCUGGGGACGGCAGGAAGUGCACACCGUGUGGCAGCAGCGUCCAUUUUGUUCCCAGGCAGUUCGGUCUCUCGUCGGCCACCGUGCUGGUCACCGACUUGCAGCCGGACUCGAACUACAGCUUUACAGUGGAGAGCCAAAACGGAGUGUCUGAUUUAAGUCCAACGCCCAGAGGGACAGUUGUCAUAAAUGUCACCACGUCGCAGACAGUGAGUGUAGUGUUGAAGGAAAGGCGGAGCAAGGACAGCGUGACUUUGGCCUGGCAGGGUCCAGAGAGACCCAAUGGAGCGAUAGUGGAGUAUGAGGUCAUCUACUACGAGAAGAACCAGCGGGAGCAGAACUACACCGUUUUGAAGACCCGCUCCAACAUGAUGACGGUGGACGGGCUGAAGCCGGGGACCACCUACGUGUUCAGGGUCAGGGCUCGGACCGACGGCGGCUAUGGGAGCUACGGCGGAGAGAUUGAACUGGAAACCAGCCACGAAGAUGUCCUGGCCAUUGGAGACCCCAACCAGUCCACCAUUCUGGCCGUGUCCAUCGCAGGGGGAAUCGUUCUCCUCAUCUUCCUGGUGACGUGCUUCGUUGUCAGCGGAAGGCACUGUGGGUACAUCAAGGCCAAGCAGGAUCCUGAUGAGGAGAAGAUGCAGUUCCAACAUGGCCGAGUGAAGCUUCCAGGCAGCCGGACCUACAUCCAUCCUCACACCUAUGAAGACCCCAACCAGGCCGUCAGGGACUUUGCCAAAGAGAUAGAUGCUUCCAACAUUCGCAUAGAGAGAGUCAUUGGAGCUGGAGAGUUUGGGGAGGUGUGCAGUGGUCGGCUCCGGGUGCAGGGGAAGAGGGAGAUCUACGUGGCCAUCAAGAGUUUGAAGGCGGGCUACUCUGACAAACAGAGGAGGGACUUCCUGUCCGAGGCCUCCAUAAUGGGGCAGUUCGACCACCCCAACAUCAUCAGGCUGGAGGGUGUCGUCACCAAAUGUAAGCCGGUGAUGAUCAUAACGGAGUUCAUGGAAAAUGGAUCUCUAGACACUUUCCUCAAGAAACACGACGGCCAGUUCACAGUGAUCCAGCUGGUCGGCAUGCUGCGUGGCAUCGCCUCCGGCAUGAAGUACCUGUCAGACAUGAGCUACGUUCACAGAGACCUGGCAGCUCGGAACAUCCUGGUCAACAGCAACCUGGUGUGCAAGGUGUCCGACUUUGGCCUGAGCCGAGUUCUGGAGGACGACCCAGAGGCCGCCUACACUACAAGGGGAGGGAAGAUUCCCAUCAGAUGGACGGCUCCAGAGGCCAUAGCCUACAGGAAGUUCACCUCAGCCAGUGAUGUGUGGAGCUACGGUAUUGUCAUGUGGGAGGUGAUUUCAUACGGAGAGAGGCCCUACUGGGAGAUGUCCAAUCAGGAUGUGAUCAAAGCAAUAGACGAGGGCUACCGUCUUCCUGCCCCUAUGGAUUGUCCCGUGGUGUUGCACCAGCUCAUGUUGGACUGCUGGGAGAAGGGGCGCAGCGACAGGCCAAAGUUUGGACAGAUUGUCACGAUCCUGGACAAGCUCAUCAGAAACCCUGCCAGCCUCAGAGAGCUGGCCAACAGCUCAGUAUGCAGGGAGGACCCGUCCACCCCAGAGUUCAGUGUGAGCACAGUGGAUGAGUGGUUGCAGGCCAUCAACAUGGGCCAGUAUAAGGAGAACUUUUCCAGUGCUGGAUAUGUCAGCUUGGACUCUAUCCUCUACAUCAGUGUCAGUGAAUUGGCGAAGAUGGGAGUAAACCUGGCCGGCCACCAGAAGAAGAUUUUGUCCAGCGCGCAGACCCUGCAGACCCAGGGCACGCACGUCCAAGUAUAACAGUCUCCAUACAAACACACAGUGAGCUAGACUCAAAUGGGAUACUCCUGUCCAAGAGUUUCCCCUCUCAAAUGGAGUUGUAAUGGAUGAUCUGUGUUUGGCCUCCAUUGACUUUUGAGACACACUGAGAUGGAGACAACACUGACGCUUGACUCCUUCACCUUCUCGCAGUUCACCCAUUCUUCCCAUCCUCGAUGGGCACCACUGGCUUUAGCACUCAAGAGUCCCAAGCAACACAAUCACCGUUAAUGGAGCAACUGAGGCACAUUCCCAACGAUAAGGUCGCACCAGAGCUACCCAGACCAUUUCACAUCAUAUCCGCUCAACAAAAGAAGAAAAAAAAAGACUUUUAACAAAAGAAAUGACAAAAAAAUUUAGAAUAUAAUUAUCAUCACUGUCUGUGAGGUGUACAGUCGGUUUCUACUGUCAUUUUCGUUGGAGUUUUCACCUCGAAGAGUUUAAAAAGGGUCAGAAGAUAUGUAUAUGUGUAGAUAUGUGUUUAUAUGGGCCGUGUGUCCCACAACCGUAGAGCUGGACCUAACGUUUGUAUCGGUGGUGAGGUUUAUAUUGCUCAACCUUAACAGGAGUUAUUACCUAGUCCAUGUCUGGCCCCUUCCAUUUGCUCUCCGUAUGCAGGAAGCCAAUGAAUGAGCCGAGAUUUUGAAUGACGUGAAUGUGUGGGGAGAGGAGAAGAGAAAAACUGGACCUUUAGCGAUAGAGAGGGAUGUAGAUUUUCCUAGCUUGUGUAGGAUGAGCGUAUGGUUUAAAUAGCGCAUUUGACCAGAGAAGGGCUUCCUCAGCGACUGCUCUCAGACACACUUCCAUAGCAACUAGACCCAGUGCACGUUUGCUAGUCUAUUUGCACGGUUCUUUGAAACUGAAAGCAAGGAAAUGGCUAAAACUGCUUACAAUGCAGUUAGCACAGACAAAAUUUUACUCUUCCACUGUCUUUUUCAAUCAGCUUUGUCCGUUAUGGACAUUUCAUUGCAAUGUCUUUGGGAACAUCUCAGCCCAAAAGUUUGCCUUCCUGUGUUUCAGGUGUUUUAAGAAACUUAAUGUGUUUUGUGUAGAGCAAAGGUGACGCAAAGGUCAUGAUAGAGUUGACACUGUUAAGAACGUAUGACUUGUUUUUCCAGUGUUGUGUCAUGUACAGUAACCUUGAAAUGUUCAUCUGGGCAACAUACCACCAUAACAACUGUAAGCUUUCCUUUCAUCAAGUCCCAUGCUUGGAUGGUUACACAAGGCCAGUCAUAAUAAUUACAGCGCUUUGUGUUUCCCAAAUAGUCUGCUUGAUGAAAAGGAGCAUCAGAAUGAACCCCCUUUUUCAGCAAGAUGAAAUAUAAACAGUGUUGGUUUUCAGAUGUGCCACCACAAGAGGGUAAAUGUUACUUUAAAAAAAAAAAAAAGAUACGUGUAUUGUACUGCCUCACUUUCUUGUUUCUUGGUCAUGCCAACCUAUUUCGAGCAUCCGUAUUUUCAAACCAAUAUCCAUAAUGUAACUUUACCAAACGAUGUUUACAGCAAGAAGCAAAUAAAUGUGUUGGUUUUUCCUUAUCCGAGGAAAACUGCUGCUUAUCACAUGAAGUACACAAGCAGAUUUGAAGGGACCCUCUAGUGUACACUGUAUUAAUGACACUGAACCUGCUCUAAGUGUAUUCCCAAACCCAGUUUUAAUAUAUGUGGUACUCUAUAGGACCAACAGUGGCAUAAAGUACAGUAUAUAUGAUUGUAUCAUAGUGUAAAAUAUGUACAGUGUUGAUUUCCAAUGUUAGAAUGUUUGUAAUGAUAACGAUGAUGAUGUACUUUUAUUGUGAUAAAGAGAUUUCUGAAGUACUUGUUCAGGGGCGGUUCAUACAGGAGGAAAGUGAAGGGAGGUGGUUCGUUGGUCUGAACAAAGGAAUGUAGCAUGGCGCAAGGCUUCAGCUUUGAUUGACAGGUGACAGUGACUGCAGUUUCUAAAAUAGCGUUAGAAUGAGUAGAAUGGACUUUCCUUAUCGAUGCACUGGCUUCAUUUGCAUAUCCACCUUAGGCUGUAACAACAUGCACUUUUUAACCCCGUUUCUGCAAACAACUUCUAAAAAAGCUUCUUCAGACGAAGGCGGUCGGAGGCACGGAUUAAGAGAACUACUCAAGUGAGUUGCCAAAGGUCUCCAAGAGCAACAGAAAAUGUCGCUAGAUUUGUCACUAUUUGCUUAUUUGGAAAAAAAAGUCGCUAGAGGGGUCUAAAUAAACGCUAAAUACAGCGACAAAGUCAUUAAAUUGACUCAGUCACGAGCAAAGACUUGUCAGAAUAUACCAUCAUGUGAGGGAUGAAAAUGAGCUACUUUUAUAAAUAUAAUUAAAAUAUUAUGUUUAUAAUUAUAUAUACAAUGAUAUUAUAUUAUUGUAUAUAUUAAAAUGAAAUUAGAAUGCCAAGCUUUAAAUAGGAAUAUAUGAUAGUAAAAUGAAAUUUAAACAAAAUUGGUCAAGUUUAGAGGGAUUGUCUGGGAUCAUUAAGUGGGCCACUCCAAUUGAUUUGGCGGGUCGGGUCUGGCCCAGGCUGUAGUCUGGGGACCCCUGCUCUAAAGCCUUCCCUUAGCUUGGUAAUGGUAUUUGUGCAUGGCACACCAGUCAAGCUUUUCACGAGCUGCAUGGACUACAAGGACUAGCAUGAAAAGAGUUUGAAGGACACUGCUAUGUCUUUUCCAAAACCAAAACCUGAGACAGUAUGUGCCAAUGCAUUCUUAGGGGCUCUAAUGUGAGCUGCAAUAAGCUUUGUAUGUGAGCAUUAUUCCCAAGGUCAACAAUAUGAUUGCAAUUACAAUAUAACUGUGUUAGUAGUUUCUGGCCUGGCAGGUUAUGUUAAACCAUCGAUGGUAUAGAUGGACUAUAGAAGCUAACAUGAAGGUUUAUUACCACAGGCCGUGGCUAGAUGCUGACUCAGUCAUUUUCUCCACAAGUCAUUAUCAUGUCCUUAGCUAAAUUCACUUCUUCUAACAGUGUGCUGUUGGUCUUUUUGAAAAUUGCUCUAUAAUUAAAUAGAUAGGCCUCACAGAGCUCACUUCUGACUUCAGUGAGAUGCACCCAUCGCUCAUCCCCAGCUCCUCCCUAUUGUCCACAUAAAGCCACUUCAGGCACAAACGAAUUCCAAACUACAGGCUUCCAGUCACAGCAAACCACCAGGUGACGUCACAUUUUUAGCUAAUUAACACUUACAGUUAUUGGACACGUCCCCCUGUUGCCAUUGUAAACUGUAUGUAUUGCAUAGCAUAUGCCAUGCUAUUAACUAGGGAGCUGUGCUCAGACUGCCAGCUGGGGCCGAGCCAAAGAGGGCAGCCGAGCAUUUAUAAGGCUUUUAAUUUGUGUUUUUCUGCCCCAUUUCUUCAGAAUUGGUAAAUAAAUGGCAGGGUUAAUAUGCUGAGAUGCUGAGAAUUUACAGUCGAAGAAUUGCGUUUCUUCUCGUCAAACCACUUAACUACUUUGUUACGUAAGCCACACAUUAAAAAAAAAAAUAAUAAUAAUACAAAUUUGUCAGAAAUGGUUCAUUCUACUCUUGCUAACUCUAUGAUUUCACUCUAGCGGACUACCCUUGACCGCUGGCCUUUUAGAUGCCUUAUUUACUGAGCUAUUGUUCUUUUCUGUUGCCCUACAGAGGCGAUAUUAAGAGUAAAGUGUAUAUACAGGUAGUAUUUAUCUGUGUUCAUCGGUGACCUCACAUCAACACCCUGGUUUUGUAACAACCCAGAGGCCCCCUUCCAACAACAACGCCACUUUGAUUCCUUUGAGCAUAAGAAAGUCAUUUCGUUAUGAAAAUAUUAUCAUGAACCUUUAAGCUGAUGGUCCGUAAAAGUUGAUGAGGAAAAUGACAGUUUAAUUUAUUUGCCAAUUUGAAUGGCUUGAAAUUUGACAUUUUUGGCCACACAAUACUUGAUGAGUGCAAAACGCCUCAUUCAACUUCAAGGUUGGAACUACUUCACUUACUUCCUGGGAAAUAAUUGAAAAUUGUGUAACACGAUGUCCUAGCCAAACUUUUUGGUUUCAGCUCUCAAAUCACGGGUUUCAGUCACUUUUCAGCCUGUUCAAGGUUAAGCUAUGUGGCCAGGUUUGCUUGAUCUCAAUUACAAUGUUUGUUUCCAUUCGCCACCAGCUCCGUGUUGUAAAUGUUCAUGAGUGGUUCUCAUUUGAGACUUUCAGCUCUCCGUCUCUCCCCGUCCUCCUCUUCUCUCUCUUUGUUUGGCCACCGUACCGAUGCUUAUUUGUCCCCAUGCCAGUUUCCUCUGCGUGGCUUGUUGUAAAGGGUGUAGGCAUUCUAAUGUCUUUCAUGUUGCUGUAAUAAAUAUGCUAAUAUUUCUAAUUUCUCA